Messenger RNA from Erythranthe guttata (spotted monkey flower), 2104 nucleotides. RefSeq lists its product as uncharacterized. Lineage: Eukaryota; Viridiplantae; Streptophyta; Magnoliopsida; Lamiales; Phrymaceae. The record is from RefSeq and is a predicted model, not a curated record.
AAUUUAUUUUUAUUUAUUUGCUAAAAAACAUAUGGUAGAAUGAAUAUAAAACAAAAAUGAUGCAUGUAGAUACAUAUCUCCAGCAUUUAAUACAUCCAAGAUGUAACCCUCAUGAAUUUCCUUCUUUCUCAGCGGACAAAAAAGCCACCACCGUGUUGGCAUUCUCUCCGCCACCCAUUCUCUGUAUAAAUCCGCCCUCCCUCCGCCACUUCUAUAUCCCACCACACUCACACUUACACUCAAAAAAUCAUUCAGGAAACAAAAAAUGGAUAUCUGGUCAUGGAUAUCUGACCUUACCAACUCGGACGAGUUGAAUUAUUCUCAACUCACUUUCCAACUCGCUUCUUCCAGCCCGAGUUCAUACAAGAACAACGAUUCGACUCAGUCGAUUCAUCUCAGAGCCGAGCGCACCCUCGGCUCGAACUCCGAACCCUCGGUUGUCUUCUCCGUUUGUCUCCGAGGGUUUCAGUGUUCUUCCUCUGAAGAUGGAGAUGAAAAGAUCAUCUGGUCUUCCGACACGUGUCCUCUGUCCUCCUCCGACGACGACAGAUCACCCACCUUCUUGCCGCUCGUACUUCAGCUCCUCCAGGAAAUCGUGACGCGUGCGCCCAACGCGCACGAUAGCACCUGCCCACGUUCGCAGCUCCAGAAGCUGAAGCCCGAGCCGGUGUCGUGGAUACUCGACUCCCACUCGCCCGAGUCCUUCUCCAGCUUCUUCAGCCUCAUCUUCCUCACGCGCCUCUUCUGGACGUGCGUGUGCGACGCGCCGUCGGAAGUCGGCUGCUUCUACUUCCACUCCAUGCUCACCCCCAACCUCGAGGGCUUCUCGUGCAAGCACGCGCCGGUGCUGCGGAACUUCUUCCUCACCGUCGGGACCGACGUGGAGCUCUGCUUCGUCCGCACCUUCGGGUACAUGUUAGCAAAGUGGCUCAUUUUAAAAGACGUCGAAGCUGGUUUGAAAUCUCUGACGCUUUUGCCCUCCAAGAAUCUCGGAUUCUCCUACGCCGUCGAGUCUCACGGGCUGUGGAUCUUGAAGGGCUACUCUCCGGUGAAAUCCAUGCAGUGCAUGCAGUCGUCGUCCGGCCAAAAAAAUCGCCAGUUCCCUGGCGUGAUCGAGGCCAGAGAAUCCCUGCUGAAAUACGCUUUAGCCCACCAGCAACUCGAGGCUGUAAUCCAACUGGAGUACACCGUUCGAUUCUUCGAUAACUUCAUCCAAGUCAACGCGCGCGUCGACAAUAUAAGAAUCCACGUGGUGAAAUUAGGGUUCAAGAAUAACUCGGAUAACGAUCAGAAUCUCGCGGACGAGAAACAUUUCCCAUCGAGGAUCCGCGUAUGGGUCGGGCCGGAAAUCGGGGCGGGCUACGUUGGCGGGCUUAGCCUGGCCCGGUCCACGGACAACACGGAGAGAGAAAUGGAGAUGCAAAAGACGUUGAAGGGUAUAACUUCCGGAAAUUCAAAGGUCCCGAGUGUGACAGAGACAGCGAAGAUGGCGACGAGGACGAAGAUCAAGAACUGGAGGUGCGAGCAAGACGUGGAAGGAAACGCCGCCGUUUUCGAUGCGAUUCUAUGCGACAACACCACCGGGGUGGAGAUCGCCACGUGGAGGCCUCCCGUCGGCGGCGGGGGCGGGGUGAUGGGGCUCAACUUCCGGGGCAGGUACACGGGAAGUGGCCGGCCGUUUACGAAAUCAGGCGGGAUGAUAUUCGCCGGCGAAGAGUACGGCGAAGGUGUGGGGUGGAGGCUGAGCAAGGAGAUGGAAGGGAGUGUGCUCAAGUGGAGGAUUGGUGGGGAAGUUUGUGUGACCUAUCUUCCUAAUGACGUGGCAUGUUCUUACUAUGAGACAAGGUGUAUUGAGUGGUGUGACGAGGUUGAUUUGCCCUUGAUUCCUAGUAAAACUUGAGACUUUCUAAUAUAUCUUUUAUUUAUUAUUCUUAUAUUAUAAUGUACUUUGUUGUAAUAUAAUUAUUGGACGUGUACAUAAAUAAAUAUAAUUAAACUAGGGGGAAAUUCAGGCUAUGUUUGGAAGUGUUUUGGAACUUAUUUUGAUUUCAUUUUGAGAAAAUAUGUUUUGGGUAAAGAAUUUGAGAAUGAAAGUAAUGUUUGU